GUGGGCAAAAGACAAUCUAACUGAAAACUAAGGAUGGCCAAAUUCUCGGUGGGUGGAGAGGAAGACGAUGGCGAGGGACCGAGCAGUCCAAAGAGGAGGAGAGAAGGAGGAGAGGAAGAUGAGAGAAAAGUUAGGCGAUGUACGAGAUACCCUCACCGUGAUUCGGUUGGAAUAAGUAAAGAUGGACCGGGCAUCUCGGUCACCCUGAUCGACCCAGAAGUGUUGGACUGCCCGAUCUGCUUGGAACCCUUGACCCCUCCUGUCUUUCAGUGCAACAAUGGGCAUAUAGCUUGUUCUUCAUGCUCUUCCAAACUUGAGGACAAAUGCCCCUCCUGUUGCCGGCCUAUUCAACAAAACCGCUGCCUUGCCAUUGAAAAGGUGGUCGAAUCAAUCAAAGUAUCCUGCCAAAAUGCACCAUAUGGGUGCAAAGAAAUGAUCAGCUAUGUUGAGAAGCACACCCAUGAGGAGACAUGCAUCUAUGCACCAUGUGCAUGCCCUCUUUCAGACUGCAACUUCCAUGGGUCAUUUGAACAAUUGUCACUACAUGUCAGUCACGUACAUUGGGAUUCUGUCAGAUGCUUCCGGUACAACUGCCCAUUUCCUGUAUCUUUAGAUAAAAAUAGGCAGCUCCUUGUUUUUCAAGGGGAGGAGGACGGUGUUCUCUUUAUCCUCAAUAACAAGACUGAGCUCAUUGGAAAUGCACUCUCCGUGACUUGUAUUGGUCCAAGAUCUCCAAAGGAAGGGUUCUUGUAUGAUCUUAUAUCAAGAAGAGAGGGCUGUUCCCUUAGAUUACAAUCUUUUACAAAGUGCACUACAGGGCAGCUGGAAGGUUCUAUUGUGGAUUUUCUUCUGAUUCCUUGUAAUUUCUGUGGUUGUAAUGGGCAGAUCAAGUUGGAGGUUUGUAUUUGGAGUUGUAGAGAACAGGACUGAAUUAUUCCCUGCUCACAUCAAGAAAAUGAUGUUGUGUAUGUUUUAGUUUAACAUUAUGUAAAGUAUUAUACAUAAUAGCCUUCUUUUUCCCAUAA
This is a messenger RNA of Nelumbo nucifera (sacred lotus), 1025 nucleotides long. Its product is annotated as E3 ubiquitin-protein ligase SINA-like 10. The record is from RefSeq and is a predicted model, not a curated record. NCBI's taxonomy places the organism in Eukaryota, Viridiplantae, Streptophyta, Magnoliopsida, Proteales, Nelumbonaceae. Gene Ontology annotation, molecular function: zinc ion binding.